AUGGUGUGCUACUAUGACGAACUGCGGCAUCAUAAAGAGUCUGAAAAUGCAGCAAGAGCUGUAUGCUACACGCAGGAUGGGUCCGUUCUGGCGAUGAGUGAUGGUGAAAGAAUCAGUAUACGCAAUGGUGAUGAUAAUGUUGAGUUUGCCUCAAUUGCUCACAAGGAUGUUUCUAAGUUGGCGAUUUCACCAGACGCGAAAUAUGUUUGUACAUUUGUGCCAUUUAGAAAAACUCCUGAGUAUCCGCAAGGUCGACCUAAUCUGCUUGUUUUUGAGGUUGCAUCACGCGAAAUGAUCGAUUCUCGCGUUCAUACUCUAUCGGAAACAUGGCGUCCGCAGUGGUCUCUCGACAGCAAUCUGUGUGUUCGUGUUUGGCAGGGCGAGAUACAAUUCUAUGUUGAUAACAAUCUUGGCGGAAAGCCAGCAAAGCGACUGACAUUGAAAGGCAUGCGACACUGCUCGCUUUCCAAAUCGCCGAGGAAUCGCCAUCUCGCUGUCUAUACUCCUGGUGAAAAGAGCACACCUGCAACGGUAUACAUCUAUGCGUGGCGAAACGGGGAUUGCGUUCCUGUAGCUAACAAGUCUUUCUUCCGCGCUGACACCGUCUCCUUUCACUGGAGUGAUAUUGGCACAAGCCUGCUUGUUCUCACUUCUACUAAGAUGAGUGAGAAUAGCUACUAUGGCGAGCAAAUGCUUCACUUUCUGACCACCACGAAGAGUGGCGAUUCAGCUACCGUACCAAUGCCUCGAUCGGGUCCGAUUCACCAGGUCCUCUGGCGUCCCUCGGGAGGGUUACAUGACAGGCCCUCGGAUGAACAGUUUGUCAUCUGUCAGGGAUCUCUGCCCUCCUCAGUCCUGGUCUUCAAUAUCAAAUGCGAAAAGCUCUACUCCCUGGGUACAGGCCCAUGGAAUCAGGUCUACUUCAACCCUCAGGGGAGCCUCCUACUAGCCGGAGGUUUUGGCAGUCUGGACGGUAGUGUGACAGUGUGGGACUACAAGAGCCAACAUCGUAUCUGUGAGUUCUCCGCACGCAACACCACCUACCUAUCAUGGUUGCCAGAUGGAGAACACAUUGUCACUGCUACGACAACUCCACGACUCCGGAUCGAUAAUGGAUGGACCGUCUGGCACUUCACAGGUCGUCCAGUAGCGCACGAGACAGUGGAAAAGCGUGCCAAUCCACGACCCGCAACAGUGGACCUGCCCGCAGCCACAGAACACGAGUUAUAUCAGGUUCUGCCUCGUCCAAUGCCACUUGACCGACUACCUCCGCCUCCUGCGUUGCCCACCGGCUGGGCGGCCAAUGGCAAGUCAGCUGCUCAGGCAAGGAACUUUAGAAUUCCCUUCUUCUGCGAUUUGAUAAUUCUUGACCUACCAGGGCUGCCAGCAGUGCGUCUGGAGAAACCGAAGGCCUAUGUACCGCCGUCGCUACGAAAUCGCUCCGCUACCGCCAUCCACGCCGCCAACGUAGCUUCCGGCCGGUCUAAUCGUGACCUCCACUCUGCUACGCACCUUGCUUUCACGUUAGAUUCCGGUACCUCAGCCACCGCCUCCCAUGGCCCCAUUGGAGGUGUGGCCGUUGAGUCUGGAGCCUCCAAACAAGGAGGCAAGAGGAAGAAAAAGGGUGGUGAUAGUGGUGGCGGAAAUCAACGUGCCGAGGUCCCACAGCCUCUGCCCAAUCAGAAGCAGAUCAACUUCCUCAAGAAGAAACUGGGCGAAAUUGAAAAGCUGAAGGCGCUUCAGAAGACCACGAAACUGGAAAACACGCAGCUGGAGAAGAUAGCGAGGGAGGAGGGUCUGCGACGCGAACUAGAGCAGCUAGAGCUUUUUGUGUUGCCUUCUGAGGUGCUUAAUGCCCACUUCGGUCCUUUUUUCAGCGCCAUGACCGUAUCAACUGUUCGAAUGAGGCGAUACAACUUUACCCUGCCAAAGUCGGUGAACACACCGGGACCUCUGACCGAACGCGGAAUUCAGGGCUUUGUCACCUACAUCUUGUCUUGGUGGUGGGCAAUAAUCAUUCCGUGGAGCCUCCUAGUAGCCCUGUUUGGUGGUGUCGGUAUCUACCUCUGGAUGAAUCGCUAUCUUGUCCAUCCUCUCUCCUCCAUCAACCUCGUCUGUGACGCCACUAAUUCGGAACUAGGUCUUCUCCUUCGAAAAGACGACAGCGAAGAGGACAGGCAAUUAUUUGAGUCGCAUCAGCAGAGGUAUGCCUUCAUACCGGAUGGAGGUGUGAUGCCACCCACCCUUGAUCUCAGCCUUGACUGGGUCAAUAAACAACUCUACCUUCGUUCACAGGGUUAUUCCAUCUAA
Echinococcus granulosus is the source of this 2310-nucleotide messenger RNA. Its product is annotated as Eukaryotic translation initiation factor 2A. The coding region runs from base 1 to 2310 and encodes 769 amino acids. The record is from RefSeq and is a predicted model, not a curated record. Gene Ontology annotation, molecular function: ribosome binding; translation initiation factor activity; tRNA binding. NCBI's taxonomy places the organism in Eukaryota, Metazoa, Platyhelminthes, Cestoda, Cyclophyllidea, Taeniidae. Gene Ontology annotation, biological process: translational initiation. The transcript is spliced from 17 exons. Gene Ontology annotation, cellular component: cytosolic small ribosomal subunit.